This is a messenger RNA of Mytilus trossulus (common blue mussel), 4596 nucleotides long. RefSeq lists its product as uncharacterized. Lineage: Eukaryota; Metazoa; Mollusca; Bivalvia; Mytilida; Mytilidae. The record is from RefSeq and is a predicted model, not a curated record. Gene Ontology annotation, molecular function: protein binding. The coding region runs from base 50 to 2497 and encodes 815 amino acids. The transcript has 15 exons.
UAUUCUACACUUGUAUGCAGAAUGACUUCAAAUAAAUUGUAAAGAAGCCAUGCUGUCAACCAAGGUAGUGGAACUACUGCACUUUGUCUAUCUUUGGACUUUAGUUAGCGGAAAUCAUGAAUUUAGUAUACCGAAGGGAUGCAAAUACAAAAAUACUAAAUAUCCGUUGUCUUCAGUUUCCUGGUCUUGCUUUGUUUUUAAUUGGAAUAAAAUGUCCUGCUGGUUUGACAUGGAAAAAUUAUUCAAUCAUGAAAGAAACACCAAAGAAAGUUACAACAUAACAGUGUCUUACGAAAUAAAUUAUAUCUCCUUCCAAUCUUUUACCGAAGUAUCGCUAAGCGACAGAUGUUUGCAGAAAUUAGACUUCACUGGUGAAGUCGGACACACGACUUUCACACUGAAGAUUUCUCAUUUAAAUAAAUCAAUGACUCGAGUAAUUCAAUUUGACAACAAACAAGCUGUUAAACCAGAAGCAAUUAAAGGCCUUCAGACAAAUCGAACAAAAUCUACAAUUCAUUUGGAAUGGAAAUGUCCAUCCACGUAUGAAGGAAUGGAGUUUCGAAUACGGUACAGAUCAGAAUAUACCAAAAACAACACUAUGAAGGAAUGGCAGGAAAGGAAAUACAUAUGGAAUAUGACUUAUUCAGACUAUAUGUUUCAUUUUUAUAACUACUCUUUGCCAUCCAACUGUAGCGUUACUUUAACCAACUUGACAGCCUUUACGAAACAUGAUAUAAUAGUGGAUGUCAUUCCAAGAAAUGGGAACCGAUCUGGAUUCUGGAGUUAUCCCUUCACAAUUACAAUUACAACAGACGAUGACAUUCCGCAGGCAGUGCCCGAAUUUUAUCCUGGAUAUUUCUCAAGUGUCAACGAAUCGUGUAUAAAGAUAUACUGGAAACCUAUACCUCGCGUGAAGAGAUGUGGGAAUAUAACUAACUAUAGAGUGACAAUCAUAACGUUAAAUGAUAAAGAGAGCAACAAGGAAAUACUAAUUCCACCCACAAAAAUAUCUUUAGACACUUUGAUUGAUCCUAAUCAAACCAAUCGGAUAGAACUAACACAGAGCAAUAGAAGAGGUUAUCCCAACGUCCCUGAUGCUCAUAUCUUUGUUUUUCCUGAUAACUCUCGUCCAGCUUUACCUACACAAUUUAAGGUAGAAACGCUGAACAACAGUUUGGUCUUAUUAACUUGGAAAAUAUCAUCUGAAACUGAUAACAGUUCGUUCAAAGAAUUGUCCACUGUAACUGUAGUGUGGUGUCAUGGAACGUUACCCAAUAUUUGUUUUGAACCAAUUGAGUCCAAGAUUUUCCCAUUGCAUAUUGAAAGCAUAAAUACGUUUACUGUUGUAUCAUUAGGCAAAGGGAAUUAUUCUGAUUAUAUAUACGGACUGACUCUAGGAGCAGAAACAAAAGAGGGACUGUUAAUAAGCAGUGGCAUAUACUGGUACGAGGACUGUGUUUAUCACAUUAAUGGAGAACCACCAAUUGGACCAGUAAUUGACAGAGUAUUACCAUACAACCAUAAUGCAGUGUUAGUUCAGUGGAACCGGCAUACUUGUCAACAAAGUGGAGGAGUUAUUGGAUACUUUUUAAUUCGAUUUUGUGAAACAAUGGGAAAAGCCUGUAAAGGACCUUACCAUAUUAGAAAUUCGUCCACCGAUAAGAGUUCUCACGUUUUGUCGAACUUGCGCAAUGGACAACACUACAAAAUCGAGGUUGGAACGAAACACAAAUAUGAGAAAACCAAUGGUCCGUGGAGUGAACCUGUUUACUAUGAUGUUCCGGAAGUUCAAGGUUCCCAAAACAUUAUAAUUGUAGUUGGCACAGCGGUAGCUGGCGUUGUUGCUUUCGUCAUUUUAAUCACUAUUGGAGUGAGAUUAUUAAGACAUAAAUGUAAGAAGGUCGACGAAGAGACCAGAAUUGAUUAUACAGUGUCAAUUAAAAAGACAACAAAUACGACCGAAUAUGAGUGUUUGCUGGAAAAAAAGAAAACGUUUGGUGGUGACAGUGGUUUUGAUGGGUCGGGUGAAUUACGAUAUAACGAUGCCGAUGAUUCUAAUGUUACAAGACUACAUAGACUUAAUAGUCAUGAUGCAAGUUCGAUGUUAGACGGAAUCGUAAUAGAUCAUUUCAAAGAGCAGACGUCUGAGCACAAUAACACUUCACAUAACGUUCCUAUUGAUAGUGAUAUGAAUGACGGUACCUACAGAGAAUUUAUAACUCAUAGCUCUGAUGAUGAUUCUGAUACUUCAUCUUCAGAAACAGACAGUCAGAUAUCUGAAGUGUCGUGUGACGGACAGCAAAUACAGCAUAGAAUAGAAGACAUUCCAGACAUUUUACUUCCUCGUUCAUCCCUAAAUGAAAGAUCGACUUUGGAAGAGACAAGUCUAACAAUCGAUUCAUAUUGCAAAGGUUACCAGAACAGGAAUGAAGAUGAAAGAAUCGAACCUAUCGUAAGAACAGUAAUUGACAAAAUAGCCACUGAGGAAUUCAUAUGAUAGAAUGAAGGAAACAAAAGGAGCAUAAAGUUCAAUGGAAAUUAACUAAAAAUUGUUGCAAACAAGUUAUCUCCCCAUAUCAAAACUAAUUGAAUUCCAUAUUGUCUAUCCAGUUUUCAUAAGGUGCAAAGAAAUUGACAAUUUUUGUAAGUGACAAAUAUAACAUUCCGAUAAAAAAAAAAGACGGGGGUUUGCGAUAUGAGAUUCAUAUUUAAAAAGCUAUUUUCAGUCUUCAUGAAUCUUUCAAUCAUCAAAUUGGUUUUCACACUUUUCAGUUUUCGGAUAGUCAUGCGGCGGAGAUAUUUCAAAAUUUUAUGAAACUUUUCUUUUUAUCUACUUAUAUAUAGUUAUUUCUUUUCUCAGAAAGACAGAUCUUUCAUUUAAAGAUCUUUCAAUUCAAUUUGCUUCAAUACAGAAGAUAAUAAAGUGUGUAAGGGAUAUUAUUUGAUAUGUAUUUGAUAAUGCAAAACUCAAAUACUUUGAAAACAAGCAUGAAUCCAUAUACUCAUGUGUAGGAUUUUGAAAAUCUUAUUCACACAUUGAAUUUUCGAAAUAAUAUUUUUACCAAACAUGUAUCAUGAUUUCGUACUCAGUUUGUGUCAGUCCUUAACACAUCUUUAUAUACUUUUUAACUGUAUCAAAGGAUUAAUUGUUCAAAUAUUUCUAAUUCCUAUACAAUAACAGCCAUUUACUUAAAAGAUUUGGAAUUUGGGAGGGAAUUAUACUAUUUAAUUCUGACUAAGUUAUUUUAAAUGUAUUGCCAUUUAAUUCGUUAAAAAUAGCUAAAAAAUAUCUUCUUCUCUGUGAUGUGAAAUGGAAAAAAUCAACACAAAAUCAUAGCUUCUCCCUAUCAUAAGCAUGAUUCAAUAUUUUACUCGCAAAGUGACUUUUUUCAAUUCAAUUGUACCUUGCUUCGUGAUAUAUCUUUUGUAACUGGAUAAUGAUUGCUAACGUUUAUAUCUAGACUAGAUUAAUUAGUAAUUUUAAUUUCACAUUACAAAUGAUGCGAAGGAUUUACUAGUAUUAAAACAUGCGCGCAUCAGAAAACAAUAUCCCACUUAAGCCGGUAGAAUAUAAUGCAAAUCUUUGCAGAAAAUAAGAUUUUUUUCGGUAUAAAAUUCAGCUAUAAAUGCAUAUUCUAAUAUAUUUUUCUUGUCGUUUAACAAACCUCGGGGUUUCAGGACUGCCCCAAAAAAGACCCCCUCCUACUGCCGGCCGUUCAUUAUAUUAAUCCUUACACUUUCGAUGUGUAAUACAGCAAGAAAACCCUAAACAUAUACAUUAUCUAUAUAAUCUAAUCCAAUAUGUUGCUUUAAUAUAAAACAAAAUAAUAGAAAAUGUAGUUGAAUUGUUAUGUGUGAUCUGUGUCGCACCUGAUUCUCACGGACAUUUACAUUAUACAUUUAUUAAUAAGACACCAAUGAUUUAUUAUAUUCUUAGGAAUGAUAGUAUAUAUAGGCAACUUAUGUCUUAUGAAAUACUUAGCGAGGGAUCGGUUAGAAGUACAUCCGAUCUUUUACCAGUUUUAGCCGAGAUAGUGUUGCAACAUAAUCCUCAUCAAAUAUUGAAUUCAUUUCGUAAGCUACCAUUAUGGCAUAAAAUAACUGAAGAUCAAAUCGAACAUUAACAAUUUUUAAACGAACCCUUUCAAAUUCUGAUUAAGAAAAUGGACUCGGAUAAUGCAGAUAUUGAUACCAUAUACAACGAUAUGAUACCAUAUACAACGAUAUGGUGACUAUUUAGUAUGCUGCAGCGGAUAAAACAGUUCCAAAGUGCGAAUUUAAUCCUUUAACUAAACCGUACUGGACAUCUGGUGUUAAGAUUGACCACAAGAAGGAACGAGCAUUACUAAUAGCCUGGGUUUUUGAUGGUCGGCCUAAAGGUAUACAUCACGAUUCAUAUAAGUUAUACAAGAGAUCAAAACAUGAAUUCCAAAAGAUACAACAGGCUGCAAAUGAACAAUAUAUACAACAAACUAACGAUGACAUUAAUAAGGCAGCUGAAUGAGAUAUCCGACUUUUUUGGAAACUUAUUAAACGUAAUAAAACUAUCUCGUCCAAAAUUUAACCUGAAAUAAUCUAAGAUGAUAAUAUAUGCAA